Messenger RNA from Trametes versicolor FP-101664 SS1, 3714 nucleotides. Its product is annotated as Vps54-domain-containing protein. Gene Ontology annotation, biological process: Golgi to vacuole transport; retrograde transport, endosome to Golgi. NCBI's taxonomy places the organism in Eukaryota, Fungi, Basidiomycota, Agaricomycetes, Polyporales, Polyporaceae. Gene Ontology annotation, molecular function: syntaxin binding. The transcript has 11 exons. The coding region runs from base 25 to 3585 and encodes 1186 amino acids. The record is from RefSeq and is a predicted model, not a curated record. Gene Ontology annotation, cellular component: GARP complex.
CUGCGCUGCACAAGGGCCUAAUUCAUGUCCGACUACGCGUCAACUCCCUCACGCCCCGGCUCGCCCAUCGGAGAACUGCCGUCGUUCUCUGCUGCUCGCCCCAGCGCGUACAGAUUCAACUGGGAUUCUAGGCGACCUGGACCGGGUAGUGUCUCAGAGACCACAGAAGGGAGAGGAGAUUACUUCGCGAAUAACGCCCCAUAUGAUGUCUACACCAAUGGCUCUCUCGCCAACCUCGCCCUGGGUGCGAUUCCGUCGGAAUGGAGUAGUUCGAGGCAUGGCUUCAAUGCCAUCUCGAAUGUCGUAAAUAGCCCACGCAAGAAACCCGAUCCGCCCAAGGCUCACUCCGCGCUCCCAGCGGUUCCCCCAGCGGACCUCCCGCGCGUGCGCCGCAAGGACUUCGACUCCUACCUCCGCGCGAUCUCGCCGGAAUGGGAGCGCUUUGUGCAGAACGCGGAGCAAGGCCGGGACGGGGUCGCACAAAUCGAGAGCACAUCCUCCUCGUCCGGCAUCGAAGUCCCUCCCACACCGCACACGCCGAGAACACCGAGGCCGCCGUCAGGAAAGGCCCCACCACCACUCGAGACCGUCCCGUCUGUGUUCUUUGACGCAAGCUUCAACCUAGGCGACCCGCGGACGUUCAAUGCAGUGACCGAGCAGCGCGAGGGCGAAGAGGACUUUACAGACCCGACAUCACUUUCCCACUCUCUGCCAUUACUCGAGAAGCUGUCUCACUAUGCGGACACGAUUGAGCAGCACCUCGUGCGCGAAAUCUCCGUGCGGUCUACCUCGUUCUUCGCUGCCCUGGCGAAUCUUCAAGACCUCCAGACCGAAUCUGAGCAAUGCCUUGACCGCAUCUCCAAUCUGCGAGGGCUGCUCAAAGACGUCGACGAGAAGGGUGCGAAGCGCGGGCUGGAGAUUGUACGGAAAGAGGGUAAGCUGCGGAACAUGGGCGCCGUCAAGGACAGCGUCCGUUUCGUCAGCGGGGUCAUGGAGAUGACCGGAGUGGCGAGAAGCCUAGUGGCGGCGGGCCAGUGGGGCGAGGCACUGGAUGUUAUUGAAGAGCUGAACAGGCUCUGGGACCCUACCAGCGCGGAUGCACAGGCCGCGAGACCGCCGCCGACCCCGGCGAAGAACGGUCGGUCUUCACCUUUGCCUACGGUGAUGGAGUCACCCCCUGCCACACCGCCACCGCCGCCACCGCCCCCUGCCCCUACAAUACCUCUAUCAUCUUUGAGGGCCUUCGCAGCAUUACCGGAACACCUACGGACACUAACCAUGGAGAUCACCACAUCCCUGUCGUCCGAGUUUGUCAACCUUCUGCGGCACGAUCUUGUCGAGCGCAUCGACUCGAAGUAUGAUUAUUGGCCGGAGGCGCAGCGACAUGACUUCAACAUGUCGCUGAAAGAUCGGCUACGACCGUUGCUGCAGUCCUUGGUGCGCACAAAGGGUAUCCUAGAAGCUACAAUAUCCUGGCGAGACGUAGUUAUGACGGAAGUACGAAGUACAAUCAAGCGGCGAAUACCUACGCUCGAGCUGAGCGAUGAUGAUUCAAUACCUCAGCAGUCAAAUGCCGCGGCUGAACUACGUGCCAUGUCACAUGCGGCUUUCAUGGAUGUGGCUCGUGCCAUGUACCGCAGCCUCCUGAACUGCAUAGAAGGCCUGUAUCGCGAAAAUGCCAUCAUUGUCGAGGUCGUCCAGAGUAUCCAGUCGCCAAAAGCGAGCGUGGACUUGGCCGCGCUGCAGGAGGAGCUGUCUGACAUCCUGUCCUCCGCAGCUGAGCUUGCGAACGCCCGCGCAUCGAAGGUGAUGAGCGUCCGCGCGGAACAGCAUACCGCACUCGACCUGCCAAGCUUCUGCGCACUAUUCAACGAGUCUUGGGAUUUCGUUGUGAAGUCGGAGAUCAUCUGCAGGCGGAUGAUUGUGGGCUUGCGGGGAGCGAUUGUCAGCCAGGCCAAGAGCUUCUUGCAGCACUUCCAUCAGACACAACUAUCACUAUCGGCCAAGCUCGUGGAAGAUGAGCAGUGGAACGCCGCAGAGGUUGCGCCCUCUGUGCAGCGUAUAGUAGAUAUGAUGGUCGACGCGUCCAUCCAAGACCCCCCAGAGCUACUCCUCAAUCGUCCUCCCUCCGACACACUUUCUCCCCUACCCCCACCAUCUCCCGCUCCGUCAUCUCCCUCUCUCACGGUCAAUGGUUUGCCGCCACGACCUUCCUCCCCGUUGCCCUCACCAAACUUCCCACCCUCACCCGGACGUGCUGCGCGAAGGCGCUCUGCAAACGCACCAACAAAGCAUCUACGUGUGGAGGACCGGCCGUUCUUCGCGGUGUCCGCGACUCUCGACGUGCUCGUGCUGCUCAUCGAGUACCUCAAAGUCAUCGUGAACCUGCCGCUGCUCGUGACGGACACGAUGAGCCGCGUUAUCGAGCUCCUCAAGUCGUUCAACUCGCGCACGUGCCAGGUCGUCCUCGGUGCGGGCGCGAUGCGCUCAGCGGGCCUGAAAAACAUUACGGCGAAACAUUUGGCUCUUGCGUCGCAGUCACUAGCGAUCAUGAUCUCGCUCAUCCCGUACGUUCGCGAGGCGUUCCGCAGGCAUCUCAGCCAGAAACAGGCGGUGAUGCUCAUCGAGUUCGACAAGCUCAAGCGGGACUACCAAGAGCACCAGAACGAGAUCCAUGCCAAGCUGAUUGCCAUCAUGGGCGACCGCCUCACCGCGCACAUUCGCUCGUUGCAGGGCGUAAGGUGGGACGUCCCCAAGGAAGGCGUCAACGAGUACAUGGAAGUUCUUGUGAAGGAGACUGUGACGCUGCACAAGGUCCUCUCGCGGUACCUUCCCUCCUCCAUCGUCGAGUUUGUGAUGACGCAGGUCUUCGCCGCGAUCAACCACCGCCUGUCUGAGGAAUACGCGAAGAUCGAGCUACCGUCCCUGGAGGCGAAACACAGGCUUAUCACAGAUGCGCGCUAUCUCCAAGAGAAGUUGACGGGGCUCAAGAACGUCGCGGCGCCGACCGCGAUGCUCGAAACCGUCGUCUCCGAGAAGUCGGUCGCGAACAGGCAAGCCCAGCAGCCUGCGCAACCCGCGUCCGCGCCCCAGCAGCCCGCUGUCCAGUCCGCGCUUAACGCCGGGAGGUUCAGAGGGAUGCUGCAGCGCGCUGGCACGCUCAACGGUCGGCACGCCACCGCGCCACCGACUUCGUCGACGCCGCCACCCGCUCUUGCGCCCAACGUCGAGAAGGCACUGCCCCCUGCCGUCGUCGCGUCGCCGUCGCCCGGACCGGACUCGCGCGUAGGCACUCCAGGACCACCGGUCGACCCUAUGGCUGACAACGCGCCUGCCGCACCGACGCCGCCUCCUCAGGCUCCUGUGGUGAUCACGGAGAAGUCGCUCGUCGCUGAGCCCGACGAAGCGAAUGGGGAUGCUGCGCCUGAAUCUUUGUUGCCUGUGGGUGAGGAUGCCCCUCCGGAAAUCCCACCCAAGGGGGACACGCCUGCGCCUGAUGGCGAUAGCGAGCAACCCCAGGCUGAUGGGGAGCUUGCGGAUGAAGAGGCGGUCGCUCCGGCUGAGGAGCCUCAUCCUCUCGCGUAACGCGCGGCCAUCGCCUGCUGGACCUCGUAACGUGGACGGUGCGGUAUUUACUGUAUAUGGACCCGGAAUGCCUUAAUACCCUAUCACUGCCGCAUUUCUGGGACGUUGGUUAUGUCAUAGAUCUCCCAC